AUGUCCAGGGUUGAGAUUUAUGGGACCACCGACCUUCGCACUCGGCUGAGAGAGCUGCGCACCGACAUCGCCAUGGCCGUAGACGACCCCUUCCCCCUGGUGCACGGCCUGGCUGAUAGAAACAUCAUCACUGACCAGCUGCUCAAGGACACGAUGGUGAGCCAGGGGAAGGCCGGGGUGCACAGGGCCAUGUACUCCCUGGUGUCCUGGGUCCUGCUUCAGGGUCGACCCAUCCUCCGGGCCUUCUGGAGCAGUCUUACCAAGGACUACAACAUGGAGAGCUACCCCAAGCUACACUGCCUGCUCACCAGGGAGCCUGCACGUGGGAGGGCAGUGACGCCGGACCUGAGAACCGUCCCUCCCUUCUCCAUACGCUCCUCUUCCUCUACUAGGAACGUACCAGAGAGUCAGGAGGCAAGGGAGGAGGCCCCCAGGAGCCAGGUCCCCAACGAAAGUGCCAAAAUGUGCAUUGGAGUCGCAAGUCAGGAUUACUCCUCUGUGCUCGAGGAAGACAAUGGACCCCAAAAGGUCUGUGUGGCAACGACUCUGGUUCACCACACGAGGGCGACAAACACCAACAUUACAGAGCUUCACCUUAACGAUGACGAGUGCGCCGUGUGUAAAGACGGCGGGGAGUUGAUUUGCUGUGACGGCUGUCCCAGAGCCUUCCACCUGAGCUGCCUACAGCCUCCACUCACAUCAAUACCGAGCGGGACUUGGGAAUGUCAGUGGUGCCAUGGCAACAAGCUGAAAAUGGAGACUGGCAAGGCCCCUUAUCAGUUUUCAGGCGGGGGUGAUGGUGCUGUGUGCGUUGUUUGCCUCCUGACUGGAGGCCAGCUAAGCCAAUGUCCUCAGUGCCUGCGAUGCUACCACCUCCAAUGUCACUUCAACAAGGAGAGGUCUGUCUGCUUAUCCUGCAUCCUCUUCUCAAACCAACACCCAGAGGAAAGGCCUGAGACUGGGGCCGCAGGGUUGCAGGUGGUUCAACCACUAAAUGUGCAGAACUUCUCUUUCCUUGAUUCCAUCAUCCAGAGGGAGGAAGUUGACUGUAUCAUCGGAGAGGAAUCCAUGGAUGGGCUCCUGCAGUGGGCCUUCCACAGUGUCCCCUGGCCCCUGGCUGACUCGCAGGGGCCCUACCAGCUAGGGGGAGACACCAGGCUCCUGCCUGACUCUCAGGGGCCCUCCCAGCUAGGGGGAGACACCAGCGGGCCCCUGCCUGACUCUCGGGGGCUUUCAGAGAUAGGGGUAGUUACAAGCAGGCCCCUACCUGACUCUCAGGGCCCCUACCGAGUUAAUACCAGCAACACCCAGCAUGGUAUGGAAAACCCUCUCAUAUAGCUUCAGAGUUACAUGUAUAUUCUCUCUUCUCUAUUUUAAUUAUUAAUUUCCUAGUUGUAGCAUUAGCGGGGUUUUGAUUAUGUUUUCUUUAACAUGCAUGUUUGCUGUGAUUGUUUGAGUUUUGGUGUGUCCAGUUAUGUUAUGUCGCCUGUUGAAUGUGGUUGACUAGUUGAUUAAACAAUGAAUGAAGCUGUU
This is a messenger RNA of Gadus morhua (Atlantic cod), 1533 nucleotides long. It is a transcript of the gene aire, whose product is annotated as autoimmune regulator. Gene Ontology annotation, molecular function: DNA binding; translation regulator activity; DNA-binding transcription factor activity, RNA polymerase II-specific. Gene Ontology annotation, biological process: regulation of transcription by RNA polymerase II; humoral immune response. Gene Ontology annotation, cellular component: cytoplasm; nucleus. Lineage: Eukaryota; Metazoa; Chordata; Actinopteri; Gadiformes; Gadidae. The coding region runs from base 1 to 1338 and encodes 445 amino acids. The transcript has 10 exons. The record is from RefSeq and is a predicted model, not a curated record.